This is a messenger RNA of Photinus pyralis (common eastern firefly), 2264 nucleotides long. RefSeq names its product zinc finger protein draculin-like. Bases 140 to 2083 code for a protein of 647 amino acids. Gene Ontology annotation, molecular function: RNA polymerase II transcription regulatory region sequence-specific DNA binding; DNA-binding transcription factor activity, RNA polymerase II-specific. Gene Ontology annotation, cellular component: nucleus. The transcript has 2 exons. The record is from RefSeq and is a predicted model, not a curated record. Gene Ontology annotation, biological process: regulation of transcription by RNA polymerase II. Lineage: Eukaryota; Metazoa; Arthropoda; Insecta; Coleoptera; Lampyridae.
CAGCCAAUGGUUAACCACACUAACGGCGUUGAUUUUUUACCACCUUUAUUGUUGUUCUGUAUUAUGUUUGUCUGUUUAACCGUUUUUCGAGACGUGUAGGUCGACCGAAACCAGGUGCCAAAGAGUUACCGACCCCAUCAUGUUCACCCACGAUGAUAUCACUAUUAAGACUGAGUUCAACCAUGAAGAAGAAAUCUACGCCUCUUUGGAGACGAUGGAUUAUGUGAAUGGGGAGUGCACCAAAAUAAAGCAGGAAUAUUGUGCCGAUGGUUUCGAAGGGAGGAACGAAUUGCAGGAGGAUGGCGAGUGCAAAUUGCCAUUAGAAGAGCAAAAGGAAGUGUGUAGUGGUUCAGUUUCGAUUAAAUGCGAAGCGUGCUCUGACGAAGGCACAUGUAAAGGAAGACUGGGUUUCUCAAAUUGUGUUAAAGUUAAAGAGUGUGUAGUUUUACUAUCGCAAAAUGGCACCCAAAUUCCGAAGACACACAUUUCGAAUGUGUUUAAAUGCUACCAGUGCAGCUAUGCAACGACAGAUAAGUCAUGGCUGGAAAGUCACAUAAUGCAACUUCAUUUGAAAAAAUGUACAAUGAAACCUUUUGUUUGCAAUCAGUGCACUUAUUCCACCAAUAAUAAGAGUCAGCUUUUAAGACACUAUUCUUGUAUCCAUUUAAAAUGUGGUCAAUGUAAUUAUGAAACGGACAGAAAGCACUAUUUAAAGCAACAUCUUUUAACACAUACUGCCAAAGAUAUAAAAUGUGAACAUUGCAACUUUGUCACAAAUAGAACAAGCUAUUUAAAAAAUCAUAUGGCGAUGCAUAGUGUGUCCAACGACUUUAAAUGUGACCAGUGCAAUUACGUCACAAAAGCCAAACUAAAUUUAAUGCGUCACGUUUUAAAACAUUCCGCCGUCAAAAAAUACAUUUGCGCUCAAUGUAAUUAUUCCACAAAUUCUAGAGAGUGUCUAAAGAAUCAUAUUUUAACACACAACACUUUCAAGGAUAUUAAGUGUGAUCAGUGCGAUUACGUGACGAACCGUCACAAUUACUUAAAGCGUCAUUUGCUAACACAUAACAUUUCGACAUGUGACUAUUGUGAUUAUUCGACGACGGGGAAAUCAAAUUUAAGUCGUCAUUUUUAUCAGCAUCACGCUUCGAAAAAAUUCAAUUGCAAUCAGUGCAACUUCCGCACCAAUGGCAAGCGCAAAUUUAAGCGUCAUCAUUCGGUACAUCCCAAAUAUUACACUUGCGUUCCCUGCGAUUAUACCACCGAUAAUCGGAAGGAUUGGAAACAUCAUCAGAUAGCUGUCAAACAUUUCGUUUGCAAACAGUGCAAUUACGCCACGAAUAUGAAGGCCAGCUUGGCGCGUCAUAUUUUGCUACACAGUACCAUCGAGAAUUUUGCUUGUGAUCAAUGCGACUUUGCCACAAGUGCCCAAUAUAAAUUGAAGAAUCAUGUUUUAGCAUGUCAUACUGUCAAAAGUUUGAAGUGUCACAAGUGUAAUUACGCCACAAAUGUCAAAACAAGUUUAAGAUAUCAUCUUAUGACGCACAAUAAUUCCAAAGUUAUUAAAUGUGACCAUUGCGACUUUGCAACAAAUAACAAGGUCACUUUAAGACUUCAUUUGGCAACGCACAAUAUUUUCCAAAGAUUUAAAUGCGAUCAGUGUAAUUAUUCGUCGAACAAGAAGGAGUCUUUAAAAAAUCAUGUUUUAACUCACUCGUCGAAGAACUUGAGUUGCUACCAUUGCGAGUACACCACCAACGUCAAGACUAGUUUAAUGCGGCAUAUUUCAAGACACAAUAAUUCCAAACCUUUCAACUGCCAUCACUGCCAAUAUGUAACAAACUGUAAGAGUAAUUUGAAGAUUCAUCUUGUAACACACAACAUCGUUUUCAAACAUUACACCUGCAAACAGUGCUACUAUAGCACCGACGAUCAGAAUGAUUGGAAACAUCAUCAAAGGACAUCUAAACAUUUCAUUUGUAACCAGUGCAAUUAUGCCACCAAUACUAACGGUCGUUUGCAGCGUCAUCUUCUAACACACAGUACGUGCAAAGUGCAACAAUUCACAGAACCACUCUCAUAAUUUACCAACUCCACUUAUUUACUUAAUACUGUUAUAUUGUAGCUUUUGAUGGACUGACUGACAUGAUCUUGUAGAUAAUAAGUGCAGUGUACUGAAUCUCGACAUAAUGUUUGCAACUCAUUUUAGCUAGAAUUAAUUGUCAUUAUAUUUAUUGCUGCAUACGUAAUUAAAAGCAUUCAUG